AUUUCAUUGGUCCUUUCAUUUUAGCCUGGGAAGUUUGAAAUUCGAGCAAACUGUAGAAAAUGUCGGAGCAAAACAUUGACCCAGCUCUGAGCUUACCAAGAACAAAAGAAAACAAUAGAUCAACAUCUUCAGCAAAAGAUACACAUUCUGUUAGCAAGAGAUUGCAGCAAGAGCUGAGGACACUUCUUAUGUCGGGUGAUCCGGGAGUUUCAGCGUUUCCUGAUGGUGACAAUCUCUUUAGAUGGGUAGCUACACUUAUUGGAGCAAAGGGCACGGCAUAUGAAGGAUUAAGUUAUAAACUGUCAUUAGAGUUUCCUAGUGGUUACCCAUACCAGGCCCCUACAGUGAAAUUUGAGACCCCGUGUUGGCACCCAAAUGUAGACCAGUCGGGAAACAUCUGCCUCGAUAUAUUAAAAGAGAAAUGGUCAGCAUUGUAUGAUGUCCGGACUAUACUGCUAUCUCUGCAAAGUCUUCUUGGAGAGCCAAACAAUGAGAGUCCAUUGAAUGCACAGGCAGCUGAACAGUGGAACAAUCAGACAGAAUAUAAGAAAAUCGUUGUGGAAAAAUAUAACAAACAUGCUGCAGCGGCCAACAAAUAAUUUGAUGAUACGCUAUAUUACUGAUUGCUAAAAAAUAACCUCAUGUGAGAUGAAAUGUUGAGACAAUCUGGUGACACAGUGUCAUUAAAAAGAUCAGUCUUCAGGUUAUUCAUUGAUAUACAGUACCAAUGGGUUGAAUGAUAUUUUUCUGUAUUAGACCACACAAGAUUGUUUUUAACUUAACACCUUUUAAUUUGAAAACAUCCUUCUGUUGAAUUUAUAAGUAACAGCUGGAGUCUGGCUUAUGCAAGGGAAAUUUUUAACUGUUAUAUUUGAUUAAUGCAGUAGAAAUUUGGAACUUCUAAAUAUAUAUUUGAAAGUUAUCUGGUGUGCAGGAAAUCUUGAGGUGUGAGGGAUUGGAAUAUAAUUAAUUUUGUGUGUAGGCAUGAAUUAAGGAAGUACAGGAAAUAAUGCCAGUUAUCUGCCCUUGACACCAUAGUCUAUGUUGUACCGGUGCACUUUCAAAUAGAGCAUUUUACCUGUGUGUAAAGUGAAUGAUUUAUUUUCUUUAAAUGGAAAUAUAUUAUCAGUUUGAAAGUUACUUUGUCACAGUAUAUGUAAUACAGAAUUUUGCACAACCCACACCAGUUACAAGGUGUCAUAUUUUUGUGUAUUCUUUGUUUGAACAUGUACACUUCCUCUUUUCUAUUCUUACUAAACUUUCUUGACUAAUAUUCUUUGACUUCCGAUUGCUUAGUUUUCAGUUUGUGCAAUCAUUUAAAAGGGAUACUAGACCCAAAUUUCAUGAAUAUUUACAUGCACUACGUUUUCUUUAGAAUUCUAACACAACCCGAUUUGUUUUCCUAUUCAAGGUACUGACCUUGGCUAAAAAUAAUCUUUCUUUCAAAUUGAAGUUUGGUCAUAUUACGAACAUUAGAAUAUGAGUUUUUGUUUCAUAAUUUAAAUAUUUUAAAAAUUCCAAAAUCAAGAAAAAAAGAUGACCUCAUCGCGAAUGGAACCCCGGACCGCUGCGGCAAUAAAGACAUUACCAAUAGCACUAUAGCAGAAUUAGUGAAUUAUGACAUCAAAAUAUAGAUAUUUAUAAUUAAGACAGCUUACCUGGAGUAAAGCAUUACAAACGCUUUUCGAUUUUCAUCGUAAAAGGUAGUAAAAACAGCAAAUUUUCAUGUGUUUCCGUUACAUAUAGUUUGUCGGUAAUUAAGUUUUAAAGUCUUCUUAAGAAAUAUAGCAUUUCCAGAUAUCUAAAAAUAUUCUAAAAAUUGUCUAACGAUCUAGAGGCCAGUCCCUUUAAAAAAAGAAGGAUGAAAACUGUGUUAUUAUUCAACAAUUCAUUUUUCUGAUGUCAUAAUUAUUAUGUCUUAGCGUUAGAAGGCAUAGCGGCGCGCUGGAAAAGAAAUCAACAGAAAUCAGGCAAAUAUUUGAUAGAUAUCCACAAGGACGUACAUAAUAAUCCUUGAUAACAUGUUUAAACCGAAAUAAUAUAUCUCAGUGAUUUGCACUGUCGUUUAGAUUGCAUAUUAUUAUAUCACUCGGGCUGUGCCUUCAUGAUAUAAUUCCUUCGCAUCUAAACUCCAAACAGUAAUUUUAUUCCAUGACAAAUCACUGUUUGGGAUAUAUUAUUUCUAAAAGGAAAAAAAGUGUUCAUUUCCUUAUAAAAACAUUGGUUCAGUAAUAUAAAGGAUGGCCCAUUAUAGUAUAAGUUUGAAAUUGAAUGAACACAACUAUGUUGUUUUUUUUUCUCUUGGAUUUAAAGAUGUUUUUAUAAAAAAAAAAUUCAGGAACUGUAUUUUUAUUGAAAGGCGAAUUAAAAUGUGGGUAUAUGUUUUUGGCUGUUCCAUUUAGAUGUUCAAACGAUUAUUAUCAUGACAUGUAAAUUUGAUUUUCCGAUACCCAUGGAAAGUAAACUAUUUAUUUUGUACCAAGCUAUAUUAUAUGUGUUUAGAUGGUUUUAACCAUAGCGGGACUUCAUCCAUUUCUAGCACAAUUUACUGAUUUGCAAGAAAUUUCAAUGUGGAUUUUACCAGUCUAAACACACAGAAUUUUGAAGUGUAACACUACAUACAGAAUUGAAUUAUAUAUUUGAUAAAAGUUUAAUACCUCUGAUUUGGAUUUUUCUGCAUUUGAAAUAAAUAGUUAAUUCCAAAGAUAAAAUAUUUUAGUAAAAAAGGAUAUUGGAUAUCUUUAAGACAGCAAAUUUUUAAAUGGAAUUUCGCCUAAAUGUUAAAUGUAUGAACAAAAGAUCUGAAAAUGUCGGCAUUCAUUACUAACACGUUAAUGAUUCAGCAUAUUGAGACAGUGUAACAUCAUAGUCAUUUACAGUAAUGGGUCUUGAUUUUCAGCCUCGUGUUAAAUACUUUCCUUGUGAUCUUGUAAAUUGUCCUUGUAUAUAAACUGCUGUGUCCAGUGUUUUUAAUGUCUUUCAUAACAUUUUAUAAAGUCAGAUACUUUGAUCAAUAUGAAUAGUUUGGCACUUAUGUUCAGCUUUCAAUACUGCACUGUGUCAGGAUUUUGUAUAUUUGCAGAUUUCACAGAAGAAAUGAUCGUAAAUCUGCUUUAAUACCAAAUAAUUUUCAACUUUCACCUUGCAUACAUCAAGUAAAAAAUAUUUUGGCAUGUGUAAAAUGAAGUUGCAUUUUCUCUAAGUGCUUGAAAAUGUAAAUCUGUCCAUACAUUUUGUUCAUAAAAUGAAGACUAGUCAGUUGCAGUUCAAGUGCUAUUGAAAAUAUUUUUUGUUGUUGCCAUUUUAGUGUUUCCUGUAAAAUGGGGUGUGUUAGAUUUUGGGGCUAUUUAAAUUUGACGUUGUAUGAUGUCUUGAAAAUCUUCUGUUGAAUCCUUCAGUACCAGUAAUAAUAUUCUUUUGCCAACAAACAGUGAAGAGGGUUGCAGGAAUAAUUCUGUUCCAAACUGAAAAGUUGUCAUUGCAUUUUAGUGCCAUUCUUCACUUUUCUACUUUUUCAAAUCACCCCUUACUUCUAUUGUCACAUGUUGUUCAUUCUUUUAUCUUUGUGAUUUUGUAUAUAGUCAUAAUUGUAUUGAAACUCCUGUAAAUGUGAUCUGUGUAUUUUAUAUUAUGAUACCAAGCUCAAUAAAUAUUGAACUAUUUUAA
Mercenaria mercenaria is the source of this 3666-nucleotide messenger RNA. Its product is annotated as ubiquitin-conjugating enzyme E2 C-like. The record is from RefSeq and is a predicted model, not a curated record. Bases 60 to 599 code for a protein of 179 amino acids. NCBI's taxonomy places the organism in Eukaryota, Metazoa, Mollusca, Bivalvia, Venerida, Veneridae. The transcript has 5 exons.